Pediculus humanus corporis (human body louse) is the source of this 2850-nucleotide messenger RNA. RefSeq names its product Ephrin type-B receptor 2 precursor, putative. Gene Ontology annotation, cellular component: plasma membrane; neuron projection. Bases 1 to 2850 code for a protein of 949 amino acids. The record is from RefSeq and is a predicted model, not a curated record. Gene Ontology annotation, molecular function: ATP binding; transmembrane-ephrin receptor activity; protein binding. Gene Ontology annotation, biological process: cell surface receptor protein tyrosine kinase signaling pathway; protein phosphorylation; axon guidance. Lineage: Eukaryota; Metazoa; Arthropoda; Insecta; Psocodea; Pediculidae. The transcript has 16 exons.
AUGUUGGAUUUGUGUGCGUGGAUAGAAGAAAGUUUUACAAAUUUCGAAAAAGGAAUCAAUUGGAGAUCGCAUGUUGUGUGCGACGUGACGUACAAUUCGGUCAACAACUGGCUGACGACGCCUUUCAUAGAAAGAGGUCCAGCCAAUAGGAUUUACAUAGAAAUUAAAUUUACAAUCAGAGACUGUUCGAUGUUCCCCGGAAAUGCUCUCAGUUGCAAGGAAACGUUUAGUCUUCUUUAUUACGAAUUCGAUGGAGCUAAACCGGAGCCACUGCCUUGGGAACCGGACAAAUAUAAACUCAUAGGUCGUAUAGCAGCCGGCGAAGGGAGAUUUAACGUAAAUUCAGAUAUAUUAAUAAAUACGGAAGUUAAAAGCGUUCCAGUGACUAAGAAAGGAGUUUAUUUUGCAUUCAGAGAUCAAGGAGCUUGCAUAAGUCUUUUAGCCAUAAAAGUGUAUUACAUAACGUGUCCGGAAACGACAAUCAAUUUCGCACAUUUUCCGGCCACGUCGACGGGAAAAGAAGUAACGGUUAUAGAGCAAGCAAUGGGAAAAUGCGUGGAAAACGCUCAGGAAGUUGGAAAACCCACGUAUCUGUGCAAAGGAGACGGAAAAUGGUAUCUUCCGACGGGUGGAUGCAAAUGCAAUCCCGGAUAUCAACCGGAUUUCAAUAAGAAAACGUGUAACGUUUGCCCUCCUGGUAAAUAUAAACAUUCGACGGGCGAUGACAAAUGUCAGGGAUGUCCGGAACACAGCAAAGCACCGGAUUACGGUUUUUCAGAAUGUCGUUGCAACAGCGGAUACUACAGAGCGGCAAAGGAUCCCAAAGACAUGCCUUGCACGCAGCCUCCUUCAGCUCCGCAAAACGUCACGUCGUAUUUUGUGGAUCCGUCAACUGUCAUUAUAUCUUGGAAUCCACCCGCUCAACGUGGCGGUCGUAACGAUACAGUUUACAGGGUUUUGUGCGAAGGUUGCGGCGUUUCCGUUUCUUACAUUCCAAACACGGAUUUUUUCAACGACACAAAAAUUACUCUGACGGGUUUGAAUCCGGUCACGACGUAUAAAUUCCAAGUUUAUGCAGAAAAUGGCGUCAGCGAUUUGGUGGGUGAAAAAAGUCAAUUUACGGAAAUAAUUGUUUCGACGGAAGCGAGCGUCGUUUACAACGUUGCCAAUUUGAAAGUUAAUUCGGUGAAAAGCCCCGAAGUUGUUUUGUCAUGGGAUGCACCGCCGCCUACGACAAACGACGCCGCAGACGAAGUUGAAAAUUACGAGGUACGUUAUUUCAUUCGUAACGAUAAUGGUAACGCGUCGACGAAAUUAACUAAAGACACGACGAUAACGCUCACGGAUUUAAAACAAAGGACGGAUUAUGGAUUUCAAGUGAGAGCGAAAACAAACAGAGGUUGGGGAGAUUUCAGUCCGAUUGUUUUUCAAACAACCCGUCAGGUUUUACAUUACGUGGGAGAAGAUGAUAACAUUCAAGUGAGAAUAAUUGCCGGAGCGACGGUUGCCGUCGUUGUUUUACUCGUCAUAAUAAUAAUAAUGACGGUUUUGUUCCUUCGAAGCAGAGGAUCCGACGAAUGUAAUAAAAAACAACCGAGCGACUGUGAUACGUUGGAAUACAGGAAUAGAGAAGUGACGACUCCAUUGGUGACGCAAUUCGGAAGUAGUUCGAGAACUUAUAUCGAUCCACACACUUACGAGGAUCCAAAUCAAGCCGUUCGAGAAUUUGCGAGAGAAAUCGAUGCGGGUUGUAUAACGAUAGAAGCAAUAAUUGGCGGAGGAGAAUUCGGGGACGUGUGUCGCGGAAAAUUAAAACUUCCACCCGAUGGCAGAUCGGAAAUAGACGUAGCGAUAAAAACAUUAAAACCCGGAAGUUCGGAUAAAGCGAGAAAUGAUUUUCUUACGGAGGCGUCCAUAAUGGGACAAUUCGAACAUCCGAACGUCAUAUUCCUACAGGGCGUCGUGACGAAAUCAAAUCCGGUCAUGAUAAUAACCGAAUACAUGGAAAACGGAAGCCUCGACACGUUUCUAAGGGCGAACGAUGGAAAAUUUCAAGUUUUACAAUUGGUAGGCAUGCUUCGCGGCAUCGCUUCGGGCAUGCAGUAUCUCUCGGAAAUGAAUUAUGUACACAGGGAUUUAGCCGCUAGAAACGUUUUAGUUAAUUCGACAUUAGUUUGUAAGAUAGCCGAUUUCGGUUUAAGUCGAGAAAUAGAAUCAACGACGGAGGGAGCCUACACGACGAGGGGAGGUAAAAUUCCCGUGCGAUGGACUGCGCCGGAAGCAAUAGCAUUCAGAAAAUUCACAUCCGCAAGCGAUGUUUGGUCGUUUGGUAUAGUAUGUUGGGAAGUCAUGUCCUACGGCGAGAGACCCUAUUGGAACUGGUCGAAUCAAGACGUUAUCAAAAGUAUAGAAAAGGGCUACAGGUUGCCCGAACCUAUGGAUUGUCCCGAAGCCAUUUAUCAACUCAUGUUGGACAGUUGGCAAAAGGAAAGAACUCACAGACCGACUUUUGCGAGCAUAGUCAACACUUUGGACAAAUUAAUACGAUGUCCGGACACGCUUAGGAAAAUUUCACAGAACAGGACGAUGAAUCCUUUGGCACCGGAUGCUCCCGAUUUGACGACGCUUUCCUCCGUCGACGAAUGGUUAACAUCGAUAAAAAUGGCAAGGUACUUGGAAAAUUUUGCUCAAGCGGAAAUCACGACAAUGGAUGACGUUUGCAGGUUGACGGUUAAAGAAUUGACGGCGCUCGGCAUAACACUCGUCGGUCAUCAGAAAAAAAUAAUGAACAGCGUUCAAGUAUUAAGAGCUCAAAUAAGCGCGAAUUUAAGCGAAGGAUUUUUAGUUUAA